Linepithema humile (Argentine ant) is the source of this 1124-nucleotide messenger RNA. RefSeq names its product electron transfer flavoprotein subunit alpha wal (gene wal). Gene Ontology annotation, biological process: fatty acid beta-oxidation using acyl-CoA dehydrogenase. Lineage: Eukaryota; Metazoa; Arthropoda; Insecta; Hymenoptera; Formicidae. Gene Ontology annotation, cellular component: mitochondrion. Gene Ontology annotation, molecular function: flavin adenine dinucleotide binding; electron transfer activity. The record is from RefSeq and is a predicted model, not a curated record.
UUGUAGAACUUUGGACCUUGUCGUCAUCGCAUGAUUGCAAGGCACUGUUUUUUUUAGUUUAAUAAUAUACAUCUUGAAAACACGAGUAAAAAUCAAAAAUUUCUGUAACAAUGUUUUCUACCUGCAUCAGAACAUUACGGACUGCUAGUAAAUUUGGCCCAUUGGCUCGUUAUGAGUCUACUUUAGUCAUUGCAGAACAUAAUAAUGAAAGUUUGCUACCGAUUACCAGCAAUACAUUAACAGCUGCUAAGAAAAUCGGUGGCGAUGUAACUGUCUUAGUCGCUGGCACAAAAUGUGAGGCAGUUGCACAAAGUGUAUGCAAAGCCAAGGGGGUUUCCAAGGUUCUCCUCGCAGACAGUGAUGCGUUUAAAGGAUUUACUGCAGAAUCAUUGACACCACUUAUACUUAAGCUAUGCAAUGACCAUAAAUUCACACAUAUAUUAGCUGGUGCGAGCGCAUUUGGCAAAGCAUUGCUUCCCAGGGUUGCAGCUAAAUUAGAUGUAUCUCCAGUAAGUGAUAUUAUUGGCAUCAAAGCAUCGGACACUUUUGUACGCACUAUAUACGCUGGUAAUGCUAUUCAAACCCUCAAGUCUAAAGAUAAUGUCAAAGUAGUAUCUGUAAGAGGCACCUCUUUCGAGCAACUACCACUGGAAGGUGGUGAUGCCAAAUGUGAAAAUGUUCCCGCUGGUGACAUCUCAAGUCAAGUGCAAUAUAUUAAACAGGAACUCAGCAAAUCCGACAGACCAGAAUUGACAUCUGCUAAGGUCGUGAUCUCUGGCGGACGUGGAAUGAAAUCCGGAGAUAAUUUCAAAUUAUUGUAUACACUGGCAGAUAAGUUCAAUGCGGCAGUAGGAGCAUCCCGUGCUGCGGUUGAUGCAGGAUUUGUGCCAAAUGAUUUGCAAGUAGGACAAACUGGAAAAAUUGUUGCUCCUAAUCUGUAUAUAGCAGUUGGAAUUUCGGGUGCAAUUCAACAUCUUGCUGGUAUGAAGGAUUCCAAGACAAUUGUGGCUAUUAACAAGGAUCCAGAGGCUCCCAUCUUUCAAGUGGCGGAUUAUGGAUUGGUGGCAGAUUUAUUUAAAGCUGUACCAGAACUUACAGAAAAAUUAUAAAUUCUAUAUUGUUCA